Messenger RNA from Anopheles marshallii, 2187 nucleotides. RefSeq names its product ATP-dependent RNA helicase Ddx1 (gene Ddx1). The record is from RefSeq and is a predicted model, not a curated record. The transcript has 2 exons. Gene Ontology annotation, molecular function: RNA helicase activity; ATP binding; nucleic acid binding. Lineage: Eukaryota; Metazoa; Arthropoda; Insecta; Diptera; Culicidae. Bases 1 to 2187 code for a protein of 728 amino acids.
AUGACGGCGUUCGAAGAGUUUGGUGUAAUGCCGGAGAUAGCUCAAGCUAUCGAUGAAAUGGAAUGGAUGCUGCCGACCGAUGUGCAGGCCGAAGCAAUACCGUUGAUUCUUGGCGGAGGCGACGUACUGAUGGCUGCAGAAACGGGUAGCGGCAAAACCGGCGCCUUUUGUUUGCCAAUUCUGCAAAUCGUGUGGGAAACGUUGCGUGACAUUAAGGAGGGUAAAACAGGAAGAGCCACUUCCCACAAAGGUCAACCGUGGACGUUUUCAUACACCGACCGGGGCCAGGCAAUGGCCAUCACACCGGAUGGUUUGCGCUGUCAGUCGCGUGAGAUGAAGGAAUGGCACGGAUCGCGUUGUACCACCGGUGUGCACGGCAGAGGCAAAUACUAUUACGAAGCGACCGUCACGGAUGAAGGUCUGUGCCGUGUCGGGUGGUCGACGGAGCUGGCCAGCCUCGAUCUGGGCACCGAUCGUUUCGGGUAUGGAUUUGGCGGAACGGGUAGAAAAUCAAACUGCAAGCAGUUCGACGUGUACGGGGAAGCGUUCGGCAAGCAGGAUGUUAUAGGAUGUAUGCUCGAUCUGGACGGUAGAGAAAUAGGUUUCUCGAAAAACGGCGUAUUUCUUGGUACAGCAUUCACGCUGAACGAGUCGGACGCGAAAAGUAACUCGUACUUCCCGGCCGUUGUGCUGAAGAACGCGGAAAUAGCAUUCAACUUUGGGCAAACUGAUUUCAAAUACCCUUUGCCAGCCGGAUACACACCAGUUUGUAGCGUUGUGAAAGAUAAUAUGUCGGAAAAUCCCAACACUGGCCCAUCGGGCAGUGCCGAAGGUGAGGCCGCCAAACCGAAACCGAACGCGCCGCAAGCGAUCGUCAUCGAACCUUCGCGCGAGUUGGCCGAGCAAACGUUUAACCAGAUUCGUAAGUUUAAGAAGCAUCUGAAAGAUCCGGAAGUACGCGAACUGUUGCUUAUUGGUGGUGUAAAUGUGCGCGAACAGAUGGAAGUGCUGCAGCGUGGCGUGGACAUCAUUGUGGCAACACCCGGCAGACUGGAGGAUCUUAUUGGUGGUGGCUACGUCCUGUUGAAUGGAUGUAGAUUUUUCGUCCUAGAUGAAGCGGAUGGGUUGCUAAAGCAAGGUUACACCGAAAUGAUCGAUCGCUUGCACAAACAGAUCCCGAAGAUAACGUCCGACGGGCGUCGGCUACAGAUGGUCGUAUGCAGUGCCACGCUGCACUCGUUCGAGGUGAAAAAGAUGGCAGAAAGACUGAUGCAUUUCCCGACCUGGGUCGAUCUGAAGGGUGAAGACGCUGUUCCGGAUACCGUACAUCAUGUGGUGUGCAUGGUCGAUCCCCAGAAAGACACCACCUGGCAGUCGAUGCGUACGCACAUCCAAACCGAUAGUGUGCAUGCGCGGGACAAUGUGCGCCCGGGAUCGAAUACCGCGGAAACACUUUCCGAAGCGGUGAAAAUGCUGAAGGGAGAGUACACACUGAAAGCGAUCGAUGAGCAUAACAUGGAUCGCGCCAUCAUUUUCUGCCGUACAAAACUGGACUGCGAUAACAUGGAACGCUAUCUGCGACAAAUGGGUGGCCAGAAGUACUCUUGCGUAUGCUUACAUGGUGACCGAAAUCCAAAAGAACGAAAAUCUAAUUUGGAAAAGUUUAAGAAUAAGGAGGUAAAAUUCCUAAUCUGCACGGAUGUGGCCGCCCGAGGUCUGGAUAUCACCGGGCUGCCGUUUAUUAUAAACGUGACGUUGCCAGAUGAAAAAUCUAACUAUGUGCACCGUAUCGGCCGCGUUGGUCGCGCUGAUCGUAUGGGAUUGGCUUUUUCGCUCGUUGCUUCAGUGCCGGAAAAGGUUUGGUACCACGGGAAUUGGUGCUCGUCGCGUGGCAAAAACUGUUGGAACACUGCGCUAACUGACGUGAAGGGUUGUUGCAUGUGGUACGAUGAGAAAAUGUAUCUGGCCGAAAUCGAGGACCAUCUGACGGUGACUAUUCCUCAGAUUGAAAAGGAUAUGAAGGUUCCGCUGAACGAGUUCGACGGUAAGGUGGUGUAUGGAGAAAAGCGUAAGAACACUGGAUCCGGUUACAAGGACCACGUGGAGCAGCUGGGCCCGGUCGUACGUGAGUUAGCUCGUUUGGAGCGAGAAGCUCAAACGUUGUAUCUUAAGCGAUUGGCCGUUUAA